UGUUAUUUUGUGUGUCUAAGGGAAGAGUCGGAAUGAAUAUGGAAGAAGGUUCCAAAGUGUUUUGAAGUAUUCAAGUUCGUUCAAGUUGUCGGUAUCAGUGAUGUGAACUUCUUUUGUAGACCUGCGGACAGUGUAGGGGUAUAACGGUAGAUGUUUAAUAAAUCGAUUUAAAAUGGAAGGACGGGAUACAAAUGAGCACCUUCUAGCCUUGAAAGUGAUGCGUCUGACAAGACCAACUUUGUGUAGUCCUGCUAUUGUUACCAGUGAUUCUAAAGAUCUCCCUGGAAAUCUUUUAAACAAUGACCUCAAGAAUGAUAUCACAUCGGUCCCUGGGAUAGAAACUUUGGCUGCAGGGCAAUUUCUGUUACUGCCACAGAGUUUUGGAAAUAUCUACCUCGGUGAAACAUUCUCAAGCUACAUAUGUGUGCACAAUUAUAGCAGUCAAGUUGCAAAGCAUGUAUCUGUUAAGGCUGAUCUGCAGACUAGUUCCCAGCGCAUUCCAUUAUCAGGCCAUCAGAUGGAAAGUGUUGCUGCUGAGCUUCAUCCUCAGGACAUACUUGAUGACAUCAUCCAUCAUGAAGUUAGGGAAGUUGGCACUCACAUUCUUGUAUGUGAAGUGAAUUACAUGUCACCAACACAGGGUCAACUGACAUUUCGCAAAUUCUUUAAGUUCCAAGUUCUCAAACCAUUGGAUGUAAAAUGGAAGUUUUACAAUGCUGAGGACGUCAUUUCAGAUGAAGUGUACUUGGAAGCCCAAGUUCAGAACAUAACAACAAGCCCCAUCUGUUUGGAGAAAGUUUCUUUGGAAUCUUCUCAUCUGUUUAAUGUAACUGCAUUGAACACAACAAUGGAUGAAGAAUCUGUCUUUGGGCAUGUCAAUGUGCUACAGCCUCAGGCCAGUCGUCAGUUUCUCUACUGUCUUGCUCCUCAGGCUAGCCUUACCUCAGACCUACGGCUUCUCACUGGUGCUACUAAUAUCGGAAAACUGGACAUUGUGUGGCGAUCGAAUCUUGGUGAGAGAGGACGCCUGCAGACAAGCCAGUUGCAGAGAAUGGCCCCAGAUUAUGGAGAUAUUAGACUUUCUAUUCAAGAACUUCCCAACAUUAUACAUUUGGAAGAAGCCUUCACAUUCACAUGCAGGAUAAUAAAUGCAUGUGAACGUUCAAUGGAUUUGUUGCUUUCUUUGGAGACGCCACCAUCUUCAGGCUUGGUGUGGAGUGGUGUAUCAGGUCGACAGAUGGGGAAGCUUGAACCUGGAGCAUCAAUACAUUUACCCUUAUGUAUGGUGCCUCUUGCCACAGGAUUACAGAAUAUAUCAGGAAUACGGCUGACAGAUGUAUUUUUGAAAAGGACAUAUGAUUAUGAUGAUCUCGCUCAAGUAUUCGUUACACAAGCAACCGCAUAAAUAUAAUUCUGGCAUGUCAUAUUCUAACUUAAGAGCCAAUAAAAGGGAAAACUAUUUAAACUGGAAAUAAACUGAACAAAUUCACCUACUAAUGAAAUAUUCUAUGAAUAUACUCAUAAGUGAGCAGAGAUGUAAGGUUUACAACUUCAUCAUUUACAUAAACAGAGCACAGGCACUCAAGACUUGUAUGUACAUAUUGGUCUUCAGCCCUUAAUGUCAUGGCUCAGAUCUUAGUGGAAAAUUUGAUAAUUAUUCAGCUAGUCAAGAAAUUCCUUUUAUGGAAUCUAAAGGCUCAUAACACAAGUCUUCCACUGGACUGUCUCCUAGUCAAGAUUAAUCCAGUAUAUGAAGGCGGUCCAUUAUUAAAUUUACAAGUGCUUGUAUAUAGCCUGCACGUGACAUAUCAAUGUUGAUUAACCGCUGGAAUGAGGCUUCUGUGUGAUGGAUCACGACUUCACACUCCAGCCCAGACAGUGGCCUGGUUGCAAAAGUUGAAGUUCUGCAGCAUCCACCACAUAGUCCUGAUCUAGUGACAUAAGAUUUAUGUCUGUUCAGGCCUUUUAAGAACUUUUUAUCAGGAAGAAGAUUUGAGGACCAAAACACAAUGCAGAAAUCGGUUGUGCAGUACUUCACAUCCCUUGGAAAGGAACACUACCAGGAAGGAAUGUUUAAACUUGUAAAAUGAUGGGAUAAAUGUCUGAAUGCUAACCCUAAAUACGUGGAAAAAUAAACAUUAGUAUAUAGUGUUUCUUGACUUUAUUAAAUAUUUUUUUUUUUGCAGUAAAUAAGUUGCUGUGACUUUUAGUUAAUGAUCUCCAGCAAUAUUUGAAGUCACAACAGUUAUCACGUGUCUCUGUAGUCUAUAAGGAGAGUAGCAUGAAGAUGACCAGACCAACUAACAGCUAGUGAAAUAAGUCUGUUCAGCUUCUUCAAAAAUUCAUAUGUAUAUUGUGUCCUCAUUCUUAUGAUAUGCACACAUAAAGAUAUUAUGGGCAGUUAGAUGACACCCAGACUAUGGAGAAUUUCAUUAAUACUGUUUCAAGACUACAGUCCAAACUUCAUGCAACUUCAACAGAGUAGUCUUGCUAAGUGAUAUGUGAUAUGUACAGGGUUUGUCCAAAAAGUAAUGUCAGUGAUUUAAUUGUGAAGUGACUAUACGUCGCAGCGCACUCAGACCACUUGGGAUCGGUGGAGGGGGAAGUCAGCUUAUGAACGUGCGGUCACUUAGUCGUCUCUGAACUUCCUGACAGUGACGAAAGGCUUUUCCGUGAAACUCGUUUUUUUCUCCCGUGCAAGCCGCAAUGCAGCGCUCCUUGGAACAAAGGAUUGUCAUCAAGUUUUGUGUGAAACUUGGCAAAUCUGUAAUGGAAACUUUUCCCAUGAUAAGAUGGCCUUCGGUGAUGAUUGUUUGUCGGAAUGUCAGGUCUACCGGUGGCACAAGGCCUUUUUAGAAAGCCGUGAAGAGGUCGGUGAUGAAGCCUGCAGUGGACGGCCAUCAACAAGCACCACCGACGAAAAUGUGAUGUGUGUGAGAGAACUUUUGAACUCAGAACAUCGUUUGAGUGUUCGUUUAAUGGCACAGACAUUAAACAUUCCAAAAAGUACCGUUCACAAGAUUGUGACGAACAAUUUGCAGAUGCGAAAAGUGUGCGCAAAGCCGGUCCCCAAAGUGUUAACGGACGAUGUUAAUCAUUUGCAGUAGUCAGGGAACGGAAAGAAGUUUCUGUAGAAAUUCACAAAUAAAAGAAAAUGUUAUUGUCCAGAAGUA
This is a messenger RNA of Cryptotermes secundus, 3173 nucleotides long. RefSeq names its product trafficking protein particle complex subunit 13. Bases 173 to 1405 code for a protein of 410 amino acids. NCBI's taxonomy places the organism in Eukaryota, Metazoa, Arthropoda, Insecta, Blattodea, Kalotermitidae. The record is from RefSeq and is a predicted model, not a curated record. The transcript is spliced from 11 exons. Gene Ontology annotation, cellular component: TRAPPIII protein complex.